Messenger RNA from Pogona vitticeps (central bearded dragon), 2130 nucleotides. RefSeq names its product integrin alpha FG-GAP repeat containing 2 (gene ITFG2). Gene Ontology annotation, cellular component: KICSTOR complex. Gene Ontology annotation, molecular function: protein binding. Gene Ontology annotation, biological process: regulation of TOR signaling. NCBI's taxonomy places the organism in Eukaryota, Metazoa, Chordata, Lepidosauria, Squamata, Agamidae. The record is from RefSeq and is a predicted model, not a curated record.
UACUAAUAGUAUCUCUAUGCGCUUUGCUUCCACACGGCUUUUGACCCAGCAGAGCUUCCUUAUCGCCGCACGGGGCCAUAGCGAUCUUCUAAGGGGAGUCCGCGCGACCUUUCCACAGAAUCUCCAUGGUAGGAAAGCGUAUCAUGCGCUCUGUCAGUUACGUGCAGCGCGUGGCGCUGGAGUUCAGCGGGAGCCUGUUCCCCCACGCCAUCUGCCUCGGGGAUGCGGACAAUGACGCGCUGAAUGAGCUGGUGGUUGGAGAUACCAGUGGGAAGCUGUUUGUGUACAAGAACGAUGAAAGUAAGCCUUGGAUUGUACGCUCUUGCCAAGGAAUGCUUACCUGUGUUGGUGUUGGGGAUGUGUGCAAUAAAGGAAAGAACUUGGUUGUUGCAGUGAGUGCUGAAGGUUGGUUUCAUCUCUUUGACCUCACACCACCCUCAAAACACCUAGAUGCCUUAGGCUACCAUGAGGUCCUGGCAGCAGAAGACCAAAAGCUGGGAUUCAAGCAGCACAUCCCCGCCAAUACCAAAGUUAUGCUGAUCAAUGACAUUGAUGGAGAUGGGAAGAGUGAAUUGGUGGUAGGUUAUACAGACCGUGUGGUGCGAGCCUUUCGUUGGGAGGACUCAUCUGAGAGUACAGAGCAUAUAUCCGGACAGCUGGUGCUGCUCAAAAAGUGGCUGCUGGAGGGACAGGUGGAUAGCUUGUCAGUGAAUCCAGGUUCUGACUGUGCUCCUGAGCUGAUGGUGUCCCAGCCUGGUUGUGGUUAUGCAGUCUUACUCUGUACUUGGAAAACAGAACACCAGCCUUCACCAGAAAGAAAAGACAGCUCUACAACUAGCAGGGAAGCACCCGUCCGGGAUGUCAUUCUCCACCAAACAUCAGGUAGAAUUCACAACAAGAAUGUUUCCACUCACCUUAUUGGCAGCAUUGGCAGAGGAUCUGCCAAGGAAUACGAUGGCUCAGGUCUCUUUGCACUUUGUACUUUGGAUGGGACACUGAAGCUCAUGGAGGGUGCAGACAAGCUGCUAUGGUCAGUGCAAGUUGACCACCAACUUUUUGCUCUAUCAAAGCUGGAUGUCACUGGCAAUGGCCAUGAGGAGGUGAUUGCUUGUGCUUGGGAUGGACAGACAUAUAUCAUAGAUCAUGACCGGACAGUGGCUAGGUUCCAAGUUGAUGAAAAUGUGAGUGCCUUCUGUUCAGGCCUGUAUGCCUGCAAAGGCAACUGCCAUAGCCCUUGCCUGGUAUACGUCAGUUUCAGUCAAAAGAUAUACAUCUAUUGGGAUGUGCAGUUGGAGAGAAUGGAGUCUACUAAUUUGCUGAAGAUAUUAGAGAGCAACUCUGAAUACAGAGAUCUCCUGCUCCAGCUGGGUGUUGCUGAAGAUGACAUAUCUGCUGUUAGAGAGCUCAUUCAUAAGACCCUGUACUUUCCAGCAGAGCACUUAAAAACUCCUUCUCAGCUCAGCUUUCCUGCCAGAAGUUCAUCCUCCAGCUGUCACCCUGUUACCCAAGAAAGUCGACCAGCAGACUGUACAUAAGCACACAACCGGUAGCGCUGCUUUUCAUAUCAUCUCAGUGCUUACUAGACCUGGCCAACUUGGUUGCAUUAAACUCAGUGUACUCCUUUUCUGCAGAAACAGCUGAAGCAGCAUUAAAAUUCUGGUCUCCAGUGAAGGAGGAAAGCAGCAAUGCAGAUUCAAAAGUAAUGGCAGAGUUACGGUCAAAGGCAAAGCAAUCGAAAGUAAAUUUUUUUCACAUUUUUUUCUCAUGGUUCUUAUUGCUUAACUUCUCCUCAGUCACUUUCUCUUCUGUCACAAAAGACUUACAUAAACAUUGAAAAAUGAAAGUGAUUUAGUGAAUACCGUUAACAGUAGUUCUUUGUACAGGAGAAGUAUUUCAAAACUUAACAGGCCAGCAGACAAAAAUGGCAGUAUAUGCAGCAGGAAUAGGACUUUAAGAAACACUAGCACACAUGUAAAAUACCGUUAGGUUUAAAUUUGUAUAUGUUUUGUUGUAUCUAUUUAUUUUAUUUUUUGUUUUUAUCUUUCUGUUGAACACUUCAAUAAAGAUUGUAUUUCAAAAUGAUAGGUGUUUUGAUUCAGUAAUCAUAAUGUUAAUCCAACCUAGAGUCUA